This is a messenger RNA of Triticum dicoccoides, 1695 nucleotides long. RefSeq names its product branched-chain amino acid aminotransferase 2, chloroplastic-like. The record is from RefSeq and is a predicted model, not a curated record. Lineage: Eukaryota; Viridiplantae; Streptophyta; Magnoliopsida; Poales; Poaceae. Gene Ontology annotation, biological process: branched-chain amino acid metabolic process. The coding region runs from base 141 to 1373 and encodes 410 amino acids. The transcript has 10 exons. Gene Ontology annotation, molecular function: branched-chain-amino-acid:2-oxoglutarate transaminase activity. Gene Ontology annotation, cellular component: chloroplast.
AGCUACUCCACCCGAGCGGCGGCUUGACCGCCCGCCACCCCAUUGACCGCCGCCGCCGCCGCCGCAUUAUUCGCCUCGCCGCCGACCGGAACCCAUCUUGCCGGCCUUCGCCACCUCGGUCUCGGUACCCGCGCGCGGAAAUGGAGCUCGGCCUCGCCUCCUCCCGCGGCCCGGCCGGCCCCUCGCUCGCCGUCGCCGGGCGGCGGCCGCGGUCCUCGCUCUCGCCGCCGCUGCCCCGUCCCCUUUCGCUUCAGGUACAGACUCGCGGUUACUCGAUGCCUACUCUCCACUACAAGGACCAUACCACAGUAGGAUGCCAGGCUUCUGUAGCAACUAAAUACAUGGAAACAGAUGAUACAGUCGAUCUGGACUGGGAAAACCUUGGCUUUGGCCUUGUCGAUACCGACUUUAUGUACAUGGCCAAAUGCGGGCCAGAUGGAAACUUUUCCAAAGGAGAAAUCCUGCCUUUUGGACCCAUAGCACUAAGCCCCUCUGCUGGAGUCUUAAAUUAUGGACAGGGACUGUUUGAAGGCCUAAAAGCAUAUAGGAAAACUGAUGGGUCUGUCCUAUUGUUCCGUCCGGAGGAGAAUGCCAUUAGGAUGAAAAAUGGUUCAGAUAGGAUGUGCAUGCCUGCACCAAGUGUUGAGCAAUUUGUGGAUGCAGUGAAGCAAACUGUUCUGGCAAAUAAAAGAUGGGUGCCUCCUACCGGUAAAGGUUCCUUGUAUAUCAGGCCACUACUUAUUGGAAGCGGGGCUAUUCUUGGUCUUGCACCUGCUCCUGAGUACACCUUCCUUAUUUAUGUCUCCCCUGUUGGAAAUUAUUUCAAGGAAGGUUUAGCUCCUAUUAACUUGAUUAUUGAAGAUAACUUUCACCGUGCGGCCCCUGGUGGAACUGGAGGCGUGAAAACCAUUGGAAACUAUGCCUCGGUGUUGAAAGCACAGAGAACUGCAAAGGACAAAGGAUAUUCUGAUGUCCUCUAUUUGGAUGCCGUUCACAACAAAUAUCUGGAAGAAGUUUCUUCAUGCAAUAUUUUCGUUGUGAAAGGCAAUGCUAUUUCCACUCCAGCAAUAGAAGGAACGAUAUUGCCUGGUAUCACAAGGAAAAGUAUCAUCGAAGUUGCCGAGAGCAAAGGCUACAAGGUGGAGGAACGCCAUGUGUCCGUAGACGAACUGCUUGAUGCAGACGAAGUUUUCUGCACAGGAACUGCUGUUGUGGUUUCACCCGUGGGGAGCAUUACCUAUAAGGGGAAAAGGGUAGAAUACGAUGGCAACCAAGGAGUCGGCGUGGUGUCACAGCAGCUUUACACCUCGCUGACGAGCCUCCAGAUGGGCCACACAGAGGAUCGGAUGGGCUGGACCGUUCAACUGAAUUAAGUAUCAUGUCACCGAUCUUGGCUCGACAGAUUUCCAGAACACUGCUAUGGCAGAUGAAUUAAACUCUUCAACUGGGACCUAGGGGAAGCUAAUGUGCAAUUCUCUUGUUUACCAUCGAAUAGGAUCUUGGGAAAAAUGGUCAAUUGGGCUGAGCAGCUAGAAAGAGUUCCUGAACAUGGCACACGAAUAUGUGUUUAUCAUCUCAUUUUUUUUUCAGAAUAAUAAACGUUGCUCCAAAUGUAUCAAGUGAUGUAAAACAGAGAAAUUUCUCUUUAAAAAAAAAUGUAGCUGUUGCCAAUCUGUUUUCUGUUGAUGAUGCUGA